AUGGCAACUAUUGAUAUAAUAUCAACGCUGAAGGAUCCUUUGGCAUUCCAAAAUGCCGUAUCAACUAAACAAGAUAUAGAAGCAACAAGAUUACAAAUAUUACAAUUUCUGGGGGAUAAAGAAUUAGAAAUAAAACAUUUAGAGAAAUCCAAGAAAUCUUUCCAAAAGGCUUCAAUGGAAAUUGGUAAUGUUUUAAUAGCUGUGGCAAUGGGUGAUUUAACAAAACAAGUUGAAAUAAAUGAUGAACCAGAUCCAGAAAUUUUAAAAGUUAAAAUGACCAUAAAUACAAUGGUGGAUCAAUUACAUACUUUUGCAAGUGAAGUUACUAAAAUCGCAACUGAUGUCGCUCAUGGUGAAUUUGGUGGUCAAGUUAAAAAUCAAGGUACCGUGGGGAUAUGGAGAACUUUAUCUGAUAAUUUAAACGUUAUGGCUCUGAACCUAACUAACCAAGUUAGAGAAAUCGCUGAAGUGGUUAGAGGCGUUGCGGGAGGUGAUUUAUCAAGGAAAAUUAAUGUUCAUGCUCAAGGUGAAAUUUUGGAACUACAAGAAAUUAUAAACACUAUGGUUGAUCAAUUGAAAACUUUUGCAUUCGAAGUUACAAGAGUAUCAAGAGAAACUGGUGUUGAAGGUCGAUUAGGUGGUCAAGCCGUUGUUGUUGGCGCAGAAGGUAUAUGGAAAGAAUUAACUGAUAAUGUCAAUGCUAUGGCUACAAAUUUAACAAAUCAAGUUAGAAACAUUGCAAAUGUUACCACUGCUGUGGCAAAAGGUGACUUAUCUAAAAAAGUUACAGCUGAUUGUAAAGGUGAAAUUUUGGAUUUGAAAUCUACUAUAAAUGAAAUGGUGGAUUCUUUACAAACUUUUGCUCUGGAAGUUACAAGUUUAGCUACUGAUGUUGGUAUUAAAGGUAUAUUAGGCGGCCAAGCCGUUGUUAAUGGUGUUGAAGGUGCCUGGAAAGAUUUAACCGAUAAUGUUAACGCCAUGGCUACCAAUCUAACAAAUCAAGUUAGAUCUAUAGCCGCAGUUACCACAGCAGUUGCUCAUGGUGAUUUGUCUCAAAAAAUUGAUGUUAAAGCUCAAGGUGAAAUUUUAGAAUUAAAAGAUACCAUCAAUAAGAUGGUGGAUUCUUUACAAGUUUUCGUUAGUGAAGUGACAAGAGUUGCAAAAGAUGUUGGUAUUGAUGGUAAAUUAGGCGUACAGGCCCAAGUUAGUGAUGUCGAUGGGUUAUGGAAGGAAAUUAUAACAAAUGUUAAUGUAAUGGCUGCUAAUUUAACUUCUCAAGUUAGAGCUUUUGCUCAAAUCACUGCUGCUGCUACUGAUGGUGAUUUUACCAAAUUCAUUACCGUGGAAGCAAGUGGUGAAAUGGAUACUUUAAAGACCAAAAUUAAUCAAAUGGUGUUUAAUUUGAGAGAAUCAAUUAAAAGAAACACUGCUGCAAGAGAAGCUGCUGAAUUGGCAAAUAGAGCAAAAUCAGAAUUUUUGGGUAUUUUCUCACAUGAGUUAAGAACUCCAUUCAAUGGUAUUUUGAAUUAUACACAAUUGACAUUAGACACGGAAUUAACUCAAUAUCAAAGAGAAAUGUUGUCAACUGUUCAUAAUUUAGCAAACUCAUUAUUAACAAUUAUUGAUGAUAUUUUAGAUAUUUCCAAGAUUGAAGCAAACAGAAUGACAAUUGAACAAGUUGAAUUUACUUUAAGAGGCACUGUUUUCGGUGCUUUGAAAACUCUUGCAGUUAAAUCAAUUGAAAAACCUUUGGAUUUAAUUUAUCAAGUUGAUGCAUCAUUCCCAGAUUACUUGAUUGGUGAUUCUUUCAGAUUGAGACAAGUUAUUUUAAACUUGGUUGGUAAUGCUAUUAAAUUUACUUCAAAAGGUCAUGUUUCCUUAAGUGUGAAGAAAGCUACAACUUCAUUACAACAACAAAUCACUCAAACUGCACCACAAGAUGAUGUAUUAGUUUUAGAAUUUUGUGUUUCUGAUACUGGUAUCGGUAUUAAGAAGGAUAAGUUAGAUUUGAUUUUUGAAAAUUUCACACAAGCUGAUGGUUCAACAACAAGAAAGUUUGGUGGUACUGGGUUAGGUUUGUCAAUUUCCAAGAGAUUAAUUCAUUUAAUGGGUGGUGAAAUUUGGGUCACAUCAGCAUACGGUGAAGGUUCAAGAUUUUAUUUCACUAUUGCAGUUCGUCCUGUUCCGGAUCAAGUCUUCACAAAGCAAUCAGAUGCAUUAUUAACUUUUAACUUACAUCAAAUUUUAUUCAUAUCUACUCAACAUUCCGCUCAAGAAACCAAUAAAAUUGAAGAAGAUUUGAAAGGAUUAAACUUGAGACCAACAGUUGUUCAUACUAUUGACGAAGCUAACUUGGAAGAACCUUGUAAAUAUGAUGUCAUCAUUAUUGAUUCAAUUGAUACUGGUAACAAGUUGAGAUUAUUGCCAGAAAUAAAAUAUAUUCCAUUUGUUUUAUUACAUCAUAGCAUUCCAAGAUUGAAUAUGAGAGUUUGUUUAGAUCUUGGUAUUCAAUCCUAUGGUAAUACACCUUGUUCUAUUAUGGAUCUUGCUGAUUAUUUGAAACCUGCAUUAGAAUCGAGAAUUGUUCCAAGUGAUGAUGAUGCUCCACAAUCUUAUAAUAUUUUAUUGGCUGAAGAUAAUUUGGUUAAUCAAAAAUUAGCUGUUCGUAUUUUGGAAAAAUAUGGUCAUGAAGUUCAUGUUGCACAAAACGGGUUGGAAGCUUUUGAAGAAGUUAAACAAAACAGAUAUGAUGUUGUCUUGAUGGAUGUUCAAAUGCCAAUCAUGGGUGGGUUUGAAGCUACUGAAAAGAUUAGAAAAUGGGAAAAAGAAAUGAACCCAAUUGAUCCGUUAUCUGUUAGAGUUCCAAUUAUUGCAUUAACUGCUCAUGCCAUGUUGGGAGAUCGUGAAAAAUGUAUGCAAGCUCAAAUGGAUGAAUAUAUUUCCAAACCAUUGAAACCAAAUCUUUUGAUCCAAACCAUUGCUAAAACUAUUCAUCAUGUUAAUAAAUUAAAAGAAAUUGCAAGUAUGAAUCCAACAAAUGAUCAAUUGGCAAAUGAGGGCUUGCUAAAUUUCCCUUCCAAUGGUAAUAAUUCUUCAACAAAUCUGGCUGAAACGAGCCCAUCAAAUAAAAGAUCUCAAUCGAAUCAAGAAUUAGGAAAAGUCAUCAACAAUAUCAAUAGUACCACAACAAAAGAUAAUCUUGCCACUGCGUUAUCACCAGCUUUGAAAUCAUUAGAAAGACCUUUAUUGUCAAUUAAUAAUAGGUCUGUUACUGAUAGUGCUUUGAGUACUUUAAGCUCAAUGAAGAAUUCUCCUGUUGAAAGUGAAUUUUUGAAAAGAAGUAUUGAUGAACAAGUUAUUGAUGAUAUUAAUGAUAAUUACGAUGAUAAGGAAGAUGAAGAUGGUGAUCUGGAAGUGAUGUGA
This is a messenger RNA of Hansenula anomala, 3423 nucleotides long. RefSeq lists its product as uncharacterized. Gene Ontology annotation, molecular function: phosphorelay sensor kinase activity. Gene Ontology annotation, biological process: phosphorylation; phosphorelay signal transduction system; cellular hyperosmotic response. The transcript has 2 exons. The record is from RefSeq and is a predicted model, not a curated record. NCBI's taxonomy places the organism in Eukaryota, Fungi, Ascomycota, Saccharomycetes, Phaffomycetales, Wickerhamomycetaceae. The coding region runs from base 1 to 3423 and encodes 1140 amino acids. Gene Ontology annotation, cellular component: membrane.